Nasonia vitripennis (jewel wasp) is the source of this 2810-nucleotide messenger RNA. It is a transcript of the gene pn, whose product is annotated as exopolyphosphatase PRUNE1. Gene Ontology annotation, cellular component: cytoplasm. The record is from RefSeq and is a predicted model, not a curated record. Gene Ontology annotation, molecular function: exopolyphosphatase activity. Bases 1402 to 2511 code for a protein of 369 amino acids. NCBI's taxonomy places the organism in Eukaryota, Metazoa, Arthropoda, Insecta, Hymenoptera, Pteromalidae. The transcript has 7 exons.
AAAUUAGCUAAACCUUAUCAUACAAAACCCAUAUAACAACAAUAAGGUAAUAAUUUCCAAAUUCAUUGUUAGUUUAUAAACAAACGAUAUGAAAAUUUUAAAGACCUCAACACAUCAGAAGUUAUAUCAGAACAUCUAAAGGUUUAGCAGUUUAUUAUUAUUAAUAUUAUAUUAAAUCAAUUUUUAUUUUAUCAGUAGCAACUAUUUGUUAUAAUACUUAUUGUAAAUUAUUUAUAAGUUAGAAAAUAGACUGCGUAAACGGACUGAGCACCUCAAUAAAUAUUACUUGUGAUCAUUAAUGAUUAAUUAAAUCAUUCGUCUUUCACUAAGAAGGGGAAUGGCGUGUAAAACGACGGAUAAGUGAAUGCGAUUUUUCUUCGAAAACUAUCUACGACACAUAAACAUUCGUAAUUAGGAAUAUUAUAACCAAAUUUUAUACAAGAUUGUUUUAGCAACAUUUCCUUAAAAAGCAAAUAUUAAAUAAAUAUUCUAUUUUCAAUAUUUAUAAUUUCUUUUAUUAGAGUCUGCACUUGAAUUUAAUUAUUUCGGUUAAUCAAGAUAAUAGUCGAAACUGUUUAACUAAUAAUAACAAACUAAUUUAUGAAGCUAUAUUGUUUAAACAAUCUUUUAUAAAAAUUCAUUUUGUCAAUUGUAAAUGGCACAAGCGUCGCCAUCUGUCUCGGGGACAGAGAACCUCUUUUGGCCUCUCCCCCGGAAAAUUUAGUUAGAGUAGGGGGUCUCCAGACCCAAGCGUAGGAGGAGCCCUCGAGGAAACUCUUUCCAUUGGAAAAUCCUCCGAAAAUCUCUCGAAGAGGGAAAUCGAGGGAUGGGCCAAAGGUUAUGAGUAUCCUCGAGUCGCAACUCAAAAUCACUCCGGUCCCGGCUCCCGCCCGGUAAACAAACUACUCGCGCUUAGUCCGCAUUUUUAUUCAAUUACGACUUCGGUCCCGGCUCUCAGUCAGCUCGGAAGCAACAAACGCGCUUAGUCCGCAUCUACAUAUUUUUAACAACGCGCUUAGUCCGCAUUUCUCUUUUUUACUUAUAUUUCAAACGCGCUCAGUCCGCAAUAUACUAUUCGUGUAUUUAGAAACAAAAAUCCUUUUUUUCAUUUAUAUAAACAAUUUAUAAACUCUACAAAACGUCUCAAAUUAAUUAUUCAUUUCUAUACCUCUCAAACCUAUCGGUCCAAACGACAUACAAAAUUCGAUAUACUACAACUCUGUGUGAGAUUACUACAAGGUUUUACUUCAGCAGUCCACGGUCCAAGGAUAAAAAAAAUGACUGGACGUGCUGAUAGCUUGAAGAUUAUGCUGUUCGUCAACUACAGCCGAGAGGGUUGAUAAACAACGUUGGUAUAUACUUAUACGAAUCGAAGUGACUUGGAUACUCGACUCUGAAGUCAUGGAGGCAUUCCUAGCAGCUACGAGAAACUACCUGGCGAACCUGAACAAUUACCAGCGAGUCCGGGUGAUUCUGGGAAAUUCAACGUGCGACCUCGACUCGGCGGUGUGUGCUUUGGCGCAUGGCUUCCUCGAGUACAAAGAGGCCGAGGAGCGCGAGGACGAGAGCCUGGCCGUCAUCCCUGUGAUGAACGUCAGCAGACAAGAGUUUAGGCUCAGAACCGAGGUCGUUUACUAUUUGAAUAGGUGCAAUGUGCCGCAGGACCUGCUGACGUUCCGAAACGAGAUCGAGCUGAAGCCGUUGCUGGCCUCGGGGAAAUUGGAACUCGUGCUGGUCGAUCAUCACGCGCUGCCAGCGGACGACGCCGAGCUGUUCCCGGCCGUGCUCGAGGUGAUCGAUCACAGGCCCCAGGACAGCAACUGGCCCUGGACCAACUGCAGACUGGCUCUCGACACCGUCGGCAGCUGCGCCAGCCUCGUCGCCCGGAACAUCAUCCAGCGGCGGCCCGACGUCGCUGCCACUGUUGCCUCUCUCCUCAAAGGUCCGAUCUUGAUAGACACGGCGAACUUUUCCGAGGAGGCAAAGCGCGCGACACCGCUGGACCACGAGAUGAUCGCGAAACUCGAGGAAAUCAGCGACGGCGACGCCCAGGUCCGGGAGAAACUCUACCAGGAAAUUCUCCAGGCAAAAACGGACAUCAGCGAGCUGACGCCAGUUGAUCUCUUAAUUAGGGACCUCAAAGUCGUCAAUGGCGUGCCUAUACCCGGUUUUCCGAUUCUCGUGAAGGACUUCCUCGAGCUGGAUGGCGCCAGGGAGGCGCUCGAGGCGUUUUGCGCCGCAAGGAACUGUCAGCUGGCCGUCCUCAUCGGGCUGGACCUGCGGAACGACAGGGUGAUGAGGGACAUCGCCGUCUACUCAUUGGGAGCCGGUCAACUGGCAAAGAAACUAAUCGAGGCCCUGACAGCGUCGAGCAGCCCGGAUCUCCAGCUGACGGAAGCGAAACGCAUGCAACAGGACGGCGGGAACUCGCUGCUGCUGCUGUACAAGCAGGCCAACGUGCAGGCUUCGCGCAAGCAAAUACUCCCGGUUAUACAAAGUGCGUCGGCCUAGACCUGACCUACCCUCUCUGCGCUUUGCGACGGAACAAGUGUGCGGUACUGCCGAUCUGUGCAAAAGCGGUGCCCUGUUGGUAAACGGCGCUGUGCCUCCAUUAAACGAAUUAACAUGCGCUCCUGUUAUUAGCGCGCGCUGGACUUUUUUCCCCAGGCUUGUUUGAGGUGGGGCUGCGAAUGUGGUUAAUUUGCUUUUUUCAACUGCAAGUCCGCGGCCGUGUGCCCGCACGCGGUCGGGCUCGUUCGCAGUCUGCAGUUGUGUAAUCGCGUGAAUAAAGUACUGUGGAAAAACUGUAA